Molecule: messenger RNA, 222 nt
Organism: Prunus armeniaca (apricot)
Lineage: Eukaryota; Viridiplantae; Streptophyta; Magnoliopsida; Rosales; Rosaceae
Source: the annotation of a GenBank genome assembly
AUGAAAAACAGAGCUUUGCGUGAGAAGAAGGAAGAUGAGAGAGAGGGUGUCGUUGUCGAUGGGGCAAAUAAGGAAGAGGAAAGAGAGCGGGUGUCGUCGUCGUUGAUUGAGCGAAGAAGGAAGAGGAGAAAGAGAGGACGUCGUAUCUUUGAUGGAGAGAAGAGGGAAGAUGAAAGAGGGGGCGUUGUCAUCAAUGGAGUGAAUAAGGAAGAGAGAGGCUGA